AUGGCGGCCCGUGUCCUCUCGGCCUGCGUCCGCCGCCUCCUGCCCCGGCCGCCCCCGCCCGCCCCGCCGCCCGCCGCCUUCGGCACCCUCUGUCCCCGCCGGCCGCGGGCACCGCCGGCCGCGGCCCCGCCGCUGGCGCAGCCGUUGGCGCAGGUGCCGCGGGCGGCCUGGCCGCCGUGCCGCCGCUUCUCCGAGCUGCCGCCCCUGACCUUGGCGGACAUCAAGGACCGCGUCCUCUACGUCCUCAAGCUGUACGACAAGAUCGACCCGGAGAAGCUCACAGCUGAGUCCCACUUCAUGAAAGACCUGGGUUUGGACAGUUUGGACCAAGUGGAAAUCAUCAUGGCAAUGGAAGACGAAUUUGGAUUUGAAAUUCCUGAUGGAGAUGCAGAAAAGUUGAUGUGUCCACAAGAGAUUGUAGAUUACAUUGCAGAUAAGAAGGAUGUUUAUGAAUAAAAACAGUUCUUCAAAGCCGAGAGACGUCUCUACCACCAGGACUGGGCUGGUGUCGGCGGGUAUGAAUACAAGCGCACAUGCUGUACCGUUGCUGCUUUCAUCGGAAAGUUGCACUUGGAUGUUGUAUUUAAAGCUGUCUGAAUAUGUUGUCCUUUAAAAACAAGAAAAAAAAAGGAAUAAAUAUAUAAGAGCA
Gymnogyps californianus (California condor) is the source of this 649-nucleotide messenger RNA. It is a transcript of the gene NDUFAB1, whose product is annotated as NADH:ubiquinone oxidoreductase subunit AB1. Lineage: Eukaryota; Metazoa; Chordata; Aves; Accipitriformes; Cathartidae. Bases 1 to 456 code for a protein of 151 amino acids. The transcript is spliced from 5 exons. The record is from RefSeq and is a predicted model, not a curated record. Gene Ontology annotation, biological process: fatty acid biosynthetic process. Gene Ontology annotation, cellular component: mitochondrion. Gene Ontology annotation, molecular function: acyl binding; acyl carrier activity.